AUGACUGGCCAGGAGAAAACUCAUCUCCUGACCCCAAUUGUUGGCCAGGAGAAGCUUCAUCUCCUGGCCCUGCAUUUUGGCUGGCUAUGUGAAUGGCAGCCAAAAGCCCUGUCAGUCUCCAGGAAGAUAGUGGCAGCAAAGAAGAUGAAAAAGUCGCUGGAGUUGGUCAAUUCUAGUUUCCAACUCAUUAUGACAAGUGGAAAGUACAUGCUGGGGUACAAGCAGACUCUGAAAAUAAUCAGAUAUGGCAAAGUGAAACUGGUUGUCCUCGCCAACAACUGCCCAGCCUUGAGGAAGUCUGAGAUAGAAUACUGUGGCAUGUUGGCUAUAACUGGCACCCAUCACUACAGUGGCAAUAAUAUUAAUUUGAGCACAGCAUGGAAGAAAUAUUACAGAGUAAGCACUCUGACUAGCAUUGAUCCAGGUGAUUCUGAUGUCAUUAGAAGCAUGCCAGAACAGAUUGGUGAAAAGUAAAUCAUGCAAAACUUUUCUUUAAUAAAACUGACCAGAGCUUGUUU
Herpailurus yagouaroundi (jaguarundi) is the source of this 518-nucleotide messenger RNA. Its product is annotated as 60S ribosomal protein L30-like. The coding region runs from base 1 to 474 and encodes 157 amino acids. Gene Ontology annotation, molecular function: RNA binding. NCBI's taxonomy places the organism in Eukaryota, Metazoa, Chordata, Mammalia, Carnivora, Felidae. The transcript is spliced from 2 exons. The record is from RefSeq and is a predicted model, not a curated record.